Molecule: messenger RNA, 1267 nt
Organism: Drosophila ananassae
Lineage: Eukaryota; Metazoa; Arthropoda; Insecta; Diptera; Drosophilidae
Product: zinc finger protein 239
Exons: 4
Coding region: 185-1021 (278 amino acids)
Biological process (GO): regulation of DNA-templated transcription
Molecular function (GO): RNA polymerase II cis-regulatory region sequence-specific DNA binding; DNA-binding transcription factor activity, RNA polymerase II-specific
Source: RefSeq, a predicted model, not a curated record
CAUAGCAGUGCUGUACAGCGAUAUGAUUUCUGCAAUCUCUGGUAUUUUUUGGUAUUUUCAUUGCGCCAUGUAGCCACUCUAGACCACCAUAUGACUUUUUCUGGACGCGAAAAUUACAGAAUUACAGAAUAAGCCAAUAAAUAAUACAACACCGAAUCGCAUCGAUGUGGUAGUCAACAGUGCAAUGGCGGGCAUGGAGGUAGAAUUUGACGAGACAGUGGUCAAUCAGUUCAGCUGCAAGCGCUGCGACCGCACCUUCAAGAGCAAGCGGGACCAGACGUUGCACCGGCAGGAGGUGCACAACCACAACAAGACUACCUACGAGUGCAAGCUUUGUGCCAAGAGCUUCUGCAACUCAGGAAAUCUCGAUCGCCACAUGAAGGUGCACAACGAUGUGCGUCCUUUUGUGUGCAACAUUUGCUCGAAGGCCUUUGCCCAGGCCGUGAACUUGCAACGGCACUAUGCCGUGCACAGUGGCGAGCGUCCGUUCACCUGUAACUUCUGCAACAAGUCCUUCACCCAGCAGAGCAACAUGAAACGCCACAAGAUGACACACACCGGCGAGAAACCGUUCCGUUGCCAGCGUUGCGGAAGGUACUUCUCCCAACUGGUUAACCUCAAGAAACAUAAGCUGGGCCACCUCAAUGCCAAGCCCUACCAGUGCAACUACUGCGAGAAGGGCCUAACCCAGCUCUCUAACUUCAAGCGUCACCUGCAGUCGCACAUUAAGGAUGGCGUCGAUGUUGAUGUCCCUGGCUCCAUCCAGGCGGCGGUCGCCCUCGCCAGGGAGCGCCUCGAAGCGGAGCAGAAACCAAGCUUUUUUGAGUGCAUGGUGUGUCGAGCCAUCUUUGAUACUUUCGCCGACUACGAGAAGCACGAGACCAAGUGCCAUGAGGACCACGAACGGGCCCAGCUGGAGGUGAAUCAAAUGUCCCACAUGCACCCAGACGACUAUUUGCCGAUGAAAUUCGCCGUGCCCGAUCUGGACACGCACGAGAUCAUUAUUGAGACUACACAUUAGAAAUUGCGAUAAUGUAAUACACAAAGCUACAUAAAAAUCCACUCACACCUACACAUACAAAUAGCAGCGAUUGCGCGUCAAAGAUAAAAUAUGUGAAGAACACUGCAUUGAAUAUACAUAUGAAUGUGUAACAUGCCAACUUAGUUCUCCAUUGAAUUACAACAAAUAAAUAGAAAUAUAUAUAUAUAUAAUAUAGUAUAUAUGCAAUAUAAUAUAAUAUAUAUAUAUGUAUAAAUAUAAAAUACA